Molecule: messenger RNA, 1561 nt
Organism: Photinus pyralis (common eastern firefly)
Lineage: Eukaryota; Metazoa; Arthropoda; Insecta; Coleoptera; Lampyridae
Product: protein phosphatase methylesterase 1
Exons: 6
Coding region: 197-1324 (375 amino acids)
Biological process (GO): protein demethylation
Molecular function (GO): protein methylesterase activity
Source: RefSeq, a predicted model, not a curated record
AAACUUGAUCGAGAAAGAGAAUAUUGUAGCAAAAUUGGUGGCGACACAACUUGUAUAUUUUUGUUAUUUUCAAAUUCUACCUGUGUAGUUGGAUGCGCGUGCGUGCCCUUUUUGCAUAAAUGGUUUGAAAGAGAACUUGUCUUUUUUCAAAAUUAUCCAUUCUUUCCCUACUUCACCUACUUUAAAUAAUUUAAUCAUGCUCAAUCUAAGAAAAUCAGUCCUCGCGCGUGGCGUUAAGAGAAUAAGUAAUGCAGAUUGUACCCCCGUAAAGUGGUCGAAGUAUUAUAGUAAAGAGGAAUUGCUGCAUAUUAAUGGCAGUGAAUUCAACGUGUACUUUUGCGGUAGUACUGGACCAGUAUUAUUACUUAUACACGGCGGAGGGUACUCCGCUUUAACUUGGUCUCUUUUCGCUGAGGAUAUAACACAUAAGAUUGACUGUCAAAUCUUGGCUGUGGACUUACGAGGGCACGGAAGCACAAAAACGGACGAUGAAUCUAACCUUUCAUUGGAUGUUCUAGCGCAAGAUAUUGAAUUGGUUGUUUCCACCGUGUAUGGAGACAAUCCUCUUCCAAUUGUGUUAAUAGGGCACAGUUUAGGCGGUGCAGUGGUGGUGGAGGUGGCUUCGCGAAUAUCUGCUGUGGUCGGCGUGUGUGUUAUCGAUGUCGUCGAGGGAACCGCAAUAGAAUCACUUUCAUCUAUGCAGAGUAUUUUACGGGGAAGACCCAACAGUUUUAGCAGUAUUGAACAAGCAAUUCAGUGGAGUUACCGAAGCGGGCAAACCCAUAAUAUGGAGGCCGCGAAAGUUUCAAUGCCCGGUCAAAUUAAAAACUGUAGGACAAAUGAGUUAGCUGCAAGGGAAACUUGGGACAAAAAUAAAUUGAAUACCGAAAUCGCCGAAAAGGUGUGUCGACAUUCGGAUGUGAUACGCGAAGAAGAUGAGGAUCCAGAAAACGAGACUGUGGACGCUACGAAAAAUAGUUCGCCCGUCUUUGAAGUGCCGAAUACGAGUAGCAAAUAUACAUGGAGAAUUGAUUUGAGUAAAACCGAAAAUUACUGGAUUGGUUGGUUUAAAGGGCUGUCUCAAAAGUUUCUUAAUAUUCGUGUGCCAAAAGUAUUGUUAUUGGCUAACAUCCAUGGGCUUGAUACCGCCCUAACAGUGGGUCAAAUGCAGGGAAAAUUCCAGUUGCAAGUGCUACAACGUUCCGGACACGCAAUUCACGAAGAUCAACCCCAUCAAGUUGCCGAUAUUAUCGCUGGAUUUUUAGUUAAGCAAAAACUUGCAGUGGCUAAGAAUGAUUUUACCCCCGCAAUGCCAGGAUGUUAACCCUAGAGUAUAAAAGAUCUAUAUUUUUAUGGAGAUAGUUUAUUUUAUAUACCUGAGCCUAAAAUUGUACAGUUACUAGAAAUAAGUGUUCAAUUCUUAUGUCAUAAUUGUGAGAAAGAUGUAGGCCGAAUAAUUUUGUAUUUAAAAGCAACUAGAAAGAAAAAUUGUAUCGUAAUUUUGGUUAAAUGUGUUUGUUUCGUAAUUGAAAUCAUUAAUUUAUUAAAAACGUCUGAUAAC